AUGCCGAAAAUAGGCGAGAGCGAGCGAGCCCUCCAAGAGGGCGAGGGUUUCGAUUCGCUCCUGAUAGGUGUCGUGCGUUCUCUGGUGUCGUCGUGCGUGGUGGCGGCGACGGCAAAUCUUUUGGUAUUCUUCAUGUCCGGCCCGCGACGGCCCCCUGAGGUUGUUGGGUUGUCGUCGACUAUGCAGUUCGGGAACAUGGCCUUAAUCGAGCGCGUCAGGGCCGAGGACUCGGUGCUGUCUGCCAUCCCGGAAGCGGCCGAACGAAGCUAUUCUAGAAACAAGGCCCCUAGUUUCUUCCUGAUCCUGUCCCCGGUCCUGUCCCUGAUCUAA
Messenger RNA from Durotheca rogersii, 330 nucleotides. RefSeq lists its product as uncharacterized. The record is from RefSeq and is a predicted model, not a curated record. The transcript has 2 exons. The coding region runs from base 1 to 330 and encodes 109 amino acids. Lineage: Eukaryota; Fungi; Ascomycota; Sordariomycetes; Xylariales; Xylariaceae.